Messenger RNA from Aethina tumida (small hive beetle), 904 nucleotides. Its product is annotated as protein YIPF6. The record is from RefSeq and is a predicted model, not a curated record. NCBI's taxonomy places the organism in Eukaryota, Metazoa, Arthropoda, Insecta, Coleoptera, Nitidulidae. The transcript is spliced from 7 exons. Gene Ontology annotation, cellular component: trans-Golgi network; membrane. Gene Ontology annotation, biological process: endoplasmic reticulum to Golgi vesicle-mediated transport. Bases 109 to 771 code for a protein of 220 amino acids.
UAGAUUAACAGAUGUACGAAACCUCAAAAAAAUUGACAACUUGACACCUCAUAUAAACACAACACCCUAAGGUUAACUUAACAAAGUUACCGUAAUUCUUUAACAAACAUGGACAAUACUAAACUAGAGAUGUUUGACGAAGUGGUCACAAACGUUGAAGGGGAAAUGGUUUUACCGGGUGGUAGAAACAUGCAAAAAAUUGGGGAGCCCGACUUCAACACCUUGGAUGAACCCAUAAGGGUUACAAUUAUGCGUGAUUUGAAAGCUGUUGGUGUUAAAUUUGCACAUGUCCUGUUCCCAAAAGAAAAGAAAACCUUACUCAAAGAAUGGGACUUAUGGGGCCCUUUAUUGCUGUGCACAUUUAUGGCAAUGAUUUUACAAGGUUCUAAAAUAUCUGAAUCAAGUAAUGAUGGAGGACCUCAGUUUGCAGAAGUCUUUGUUAUUGUGUGGAUUGGUUCUAUGAUUGUCACAUUAAAUUCUAAACUAUUGGGAGGCAAUAUAUCAUUUUUCCAAAGUGUGUGUGUGUUGGGCUAUUGUUUACUCCCAACAGCUCUUGCACUAGUGAUUUGCAGAUUUAUAUUGGUUUUUCAACAAACACAUUUACUCUUUUUUAUAAGGUUUGCUGUCUCAAUGUCAGGAUUUGCUUGGGCUACUUAUGCUUCCAUGGUAUUUUUAGGUGACAGUCAGAAACCGAAUCGAAAAUUGUUAGCGGUUUAUCCAAUUGGAUUGUUUUAUUUUAUAAUUUCGUGGCUAGUUAUCUCCCGAACUUAACUAAAAAAUAUUUGUGAUUUUCGUAAUUGUAUAUAUUAACAUUAAGUACAAUUUCCUAUGUAUUAAAGACUUAUUUAUGUUUUAUAAGUAUUUCAUUCCAGUCAAUUGUAAAUAUAAUUUUAAAACUAUAUAA